AUGGCCGCCGAGUCGCUGGGGCGCAUCCGCGCCGUGCUGUUUGACAUGGAUGGCUUGCUGAUCGACAGUGAGUCAAUCUAUACGGAUGUGGUGAACGAUAUUCUAAGGCCCUACGGAAAGGAGCAGACAUGGGACAUCAAAUCUAGGCUGAUGGGCCAGCCGGAGCGUGCUGCUACGAGUAUGUAUGAUGGGCUCACACCCUCAGUGGUGCUUCUUUCGAGCCUAUGGCCACCUAAUCCGGAUAGUGAAGAGGACAGGGAGCGCGGAUUUGGCACCGAGUGCCCUUUCACCAUUGACGAGUUUCUAGAGGCACGUAAUGAGCGCCUCCUGCCUGCCUUUGAGAAGGUGCAGCCCAUGCCCGGAGCUGAGCGCCUGAUUGAGCAUUUGGCCAAGCACAAUAUACCUAUCUGUGCGGGGGCCAACACGCGCUUGUUUACUCCGUUUGGCGAGCGCGUUAUCUGCGGCGAUGAUGCUAUCAUUGAGCGCGGCAAGCCGUUUCCCGAUAUUUUCCUCACGGCCGCGCGACAAGGUCUCGGACUGCAGCACACCGACGAGGGCCGUGCCUGGCUCGAGGGCGUCCGCGAGCCCGGCGCACACGCGGACGAUAAACUAAAAGGCUCAGAGGGCGAGAUCCUCGUGUUCGAGGAUGCACUGGUACGUAUCUAUACAUGA
Messenger RNA from Malassezia sympodialis ATCC 42132, 672 nucleotides. RefSeq lists its product as uncharacterized. Gene Ontology annotation, molecular function: phosphatase activity. Lineage: Eukaryota; Fungi; Basidiomycota; Malasseziomycetes; Malasseziales; Malasseziaceae. The transcript has 2 exons. The coding region runs from base 1 to 672 and encodes 223 amino acids. The record is from RefSeq and is a predicted model, not a curated record.